GGCCGGGUAAAAACCGGCCGAAAAGUGUGGCUGAGAAAGCAGGCUCCUGAAGAGGCAGUGAACCGUCUUCUCUAGGCUGUAACCACCGUCUCCGCCGCCGCCGGAAGCCAUCCCUUCUCUCUCGUUAUCUCGUCUCUACUUUUUAACGGCUGACCACCACAGCACACACUAGUCAACCACUACAACGUACUAUUGGCAACCAGUACAGCAUCGUAUCGCUGCCAAUUCCAGGCCAAACCAGUACGAGAUAAUUUGAUUGUUUUCUUGGUGGAAUGCCGUCAAACAAAUGAUGAAGAUGCUAAGUGGUGGCUGAGAAGAAACAGAGAAUUUGUUUGAUUAGGUCCACUUCCUUAUGGAGACAACUAUUGAGGAUAAAUUUGUACCAGAUGAAAGUUUAGUGGGACUAGAAUCGGGUUUACUUGAUGUUGCUAGAAAUCUAGAACCAUAUGAGGGUAUGUUAUUUGAAUCAGAUGAAGCUGCCAAAACAUUCUAUGAUGCGUAUGCCAGGGGGAUUGGAUUUUUUACACGAAUCGUAUCAUCACGUAAGUCUGAGUGUGAUGGAUCAAUUAUUUCUCGGCGACUGGCAUGUAAUAAGGAAGGAUAUAACCUCAGCAGCCAAAAGACUGGGCGUGUCCGAAUUCGCAAGCGAGAGAGCAAGAGAGAAGGCUGCAUGGCAAUGAUUCUUGUGAAGAGGGAGAAGCCUGGGAAAUGGGUUGUGACAAAAUUUGUUAAGGAACAUAAUCAUCCACUAGUAGUUUCCUCAGGAAAAGACCGUCCAAGUCCAGAUGACAAAGACCGGAGAAUUAGAGAGCUGUCGUCCAAGCUGUACCAGACAAAUCAGCGGUUGGCAGCUUGUCGAGAACAGCUUCGAACCAUUAUGGAACAUAUCGAGGAACAUGCGCAGUAUCUAUCAAGAACCGUCGAGGGCAUAGUGAGCAGCGUGAAAGAAGUGGAAUCCGAAGAUCAAGAACUUUCACACCCUUCCUAGGAACAGCAAUGGCUCCAGACAUCCUGUGCAUGAACUCCAUCUCUCCUAGGGAUCACCCAGAUUCUUUCCAUAGGAAGAACAUCCCGGCAGCCGCUCCGAUUCCCGGCAUCAUCGCCGCCCCGUCUGGUUGGCUGAUGGAAGAGCUCGGAAUGCUUAUAGAGAUUGAACACAAUGAAGAGCUAGGAAUGCUUAUUAUGUAGCUAAUUUAGUACAGCCUGGUCCUCCAUCUGGUCAUUUGUACUGGUAUUGUUUCUGUCGUGUGAAUGGGAUGGAAGAUGAGAAUGGCAGCCACAAGCCUUCUAUGACUACCCCUCUGUGUAUGACCAUCUCUUUUGUAAUCGUUUUUGGUGGGUAUAGAGAUAAUCGAGAGUUAAAAUUUA
Diospyros lotus (date-plum) is the source of this 1368-nucleotide messenger RNA. Its product is annotated as protein FAR1-RELATED SEQUENCE 5-like. The record is from RefSeq and is a predicted model, not a curated record. The transcript has 4 exons. The coding region runs from base 353 to 988 and encodes 211 amino acids. Lineage: Eukaryota; Viridiplantae; Streptophyta; Magnoliopsida; Ericales; Ebenaceae.